Blepharisma stoltei is the source of this 1044-nucleotide messenger RNA. The record is from the annotation of a GenBank genome assembly. Lineage: Eukaryota; Ciliophora; Heterotrichea; Heterotrichida; Blepharismidae.
AUGGCUAGUCCAAGCAAGAGAUUUCGCACAAUUGAGCAUCACUUAAGACUUAAGGACCCAAUGGUAGUCUGUGUAACCGGAGCUGCUGGACAAAUUGCUUAUUCUUUACUCCCUAUGCUCGGACGUGGACUUGCCCUUGGCACAGAUCAGCUUAUUGAUUUAAGACUUCUUGAAAUUCCUCAAGCACAAGGAGCUUUAGAAGGUGUCGUCAUGGAAUUGCAAGACUGCGCCUAUCCUUUAUUUUAUAAGAUUUCCUAUGGAUCUGACCCUGCAGUCCUUUUCAAAGAUGCAGACUUGAUCAUAUUUUUAGGAGGAUUUCCAAGAAAAGCAGGUAUGGAACGUAAAGAACUGAUCGGAAAGAAUUGCCAAAUUUUCAAGACACAAGGGGAAGCCUUAAAUCUAGUUGGAAAACCUACAACAAAAUGCUUAGUCGUUGCAAAUCCUGCAAAUACUAAUUGCUUGGCACUUUCUACUUUUGCUUCAAGGAUUCCUAAAGAAAAUUUCACUGCCCUGACUAGACUUGACCAAAACAGAGCAGUUUGGCAAAUUGCUGCAAGAGCAAAAAUGAACGUUGCCCACAUUUCAAGAGUGAUUAUCUGGGGAAACCACAGUUCUACUCAAUACCCAGACGUUAAUCAUGGUCAAAUUGCUACAAAAGUUGACGAGACUAUCACUAGCAAGCCAAUUAGAGAAAAAAUCGCUGACAAUAAUUGGUUAAAUGGAAAAUUUAUUGCUGAUGUCCAACAGAGGGGUGCUGCUGUAAUAAAAGCAAGAAAGCUAUCAAGCGCAAUGUCAGCUGCAAGUGCUGCAAUUGAUCACGUAAGAGAUUGGUGCUUAGGAACUAACGGCAGAUGGGUCAGCAUGGGUGUUGUCAGUGAUGGAGCUUACGGGGUGCCGCCUGGCCUUGUAUUUUCAUACCCAGUUGUAUGUGAAAACUGGACCUGGACCAUCAUCAGAGACUUAACACUCGACCAAUUUUCGCAAGAAAAAAUUUGUGCCACUGCUAGAGAGCUAGUUGAAGAAAGAAGAGACGCCCUUAGUUAA